UGGGACUGGAACUAGUCGCUGGGGCUGACGGCGCCGAGCCGGGGGGAGAGUGUGGGGCCGCCGCCGCCCAGCACAAAGCCGGUGCAUGAAAAAGCAGCUUCCCUGAAGAGCUCUGAGCUCAUGCACAGCCAGGAGAAACUGGAGGCGUCUCAUAAGGAGAAGAGCUUGGAUGCCGUAGAUGGCAGUUUGCAUCUGAAUGAAGCUCUGAAGGAUGAAGAAGUAAAAAAAUGUCUCAGAGAGACGGUGAGUCGGGGAGAAACGCUGCCCAUGACACCAAAUAAAUACAACUCGCAGUACCACAAGCUGUUCAAGGACAUCCCCACAGAGGAGAGUGUCUUGAAAGUCUGCUCCUGUGCGCUCCAGAGAGACAUCCUCAUCCAGGGGCGGCUCUACAUCUCCCCCAACUGGCUCUGCUUCUAUGCAAACCUCUUCGGGAAGGACAUCAAGGUGGUUAUCCCGGUGGUCUCGGUUCAAUUGAUAAAAAAGCACAAAACGGCCCGGCUGCUGCCCAAUGGGCUGGCUAUCACCACCAGUGCCAGCAGAAAGUACAUCUUUGUGUCCUUGAUCUCUCGAGACAGCGUGUACGAUGUGCUGAGGAGAGUCUGCACGCACCUACAGGUUUCGAGUAAGAAGAGUUUGAGUUUGAAAGAAUUCACAGAGGAACCUGAUUCCGUAUCGCUGGAGGUGAUUGUCCCAGAAGUGAAGUGGAGGAAGGUUUCCCCAGCUUCUCUCUCCCUAUCUCUCCCGGAUGCAGACUACCAGUGCAUCCACCGAGCGUCCAUCAGCAGCCUCAGCACCAAGGAGAGCUCUUUUAAUUCUGAGGAGCCCCUGGUAUCAGAAAGUGCAAUAAACACCGAAGAGGAGGAAUUGGAGGAGGAACCAAACUAUGUAGCAGAGCUGAGACCGUCUGAUUAUCAGCUCUUGAAAAUCUUCAUUGUACUGAUCUGCCUCCUGGUUGUGUCCUCGUCAUAUCUGGCAUUCCGGAUCUUCCGUCUGGAGCAGCAGCUCUGCUCUCUGAAUCGGGACUACCUCUCACGCGGGCACCGGAGGUGACCGUCGCCCCAGAGCUGUGGCUCACAAUGGACCUUGACAGGAAAAUAGCACUUUGUGUACAGAUCUCCAGGGUGAGCGUGUCUGCAAUAUUGAGAGAGUCUGAAUCCAGGAUUGCACACUCUUUUAUUCCGUGUUACUUCUGGCUCAUGACACCUCCCUUUGCAAUGGCAAAGCCCUCCCUUGGCCUGUCGCGCUGUGGGAUCAGACUGGAGCCCAGCAGGCUAUCCAUGCAGUCACCUCUUCCAAAUGAUAGCCACCUGUUUGUACAAAACCCCUUCCCAAGCAUCGACUGUUUAUCAAAAUCUUGGGUGCAGCUUCGUUGGAUGGCGGCUUGAGCUGCAUCUCCAGCCGGAUUCUCCGAGCAAGUAAGAACAGUUAGUAGCUCGAUGGCCCAGGAAUCGCCUCUGUUGAGCACAGAAGGUGCCACAACAGCAUGCAAUCUUCUGUGCCCUUGAUCAGCACAAUUAGGACCAAAUACUGUUGUUGUUCUACUAGCAGAGACUCCUGCUCAAGCAGGACCAUACUGUCAGUAUAACCUGAGCUGCUGCCAGCAGGACUCCCCUUCUUUUCAGUUGACGAGGGCCUGGUGCUAGUGAAACCACAUGUUCUUCCAGGGGCCUUGGCUUUGGCCCAGACACACAGUGCCCAGAGCCGAAUCACCAUGGUAGUGGGAGACUCUAGCACUGUGACACCAACAUUGGGCCAUCGUCGCAUCCAUCGGACGGUGGCAUAGCAGACUACAGGUGGCCGGGCCUUUCUGGUGUGACACUGCUGGGCCCACUCCUAGAAGGACUCAGUGUUCAAGUUACCACCGUUUUUAUUCCUAAUUCUGCUUUUUUUCUUUUUCAAGAACAACCGUGGACCUCAGUUAAGUGAGAGGCCCCGGUAGCAGAGACUGACCCUGCCUACAGAGCUCAGGAUGGGGGACACAGCUGGGGCAUGUUCAGUUCUCCCAGAAUACACAACCCAUACUCAGCUAGUUCUCCUCAGGAUAGAUUUCCUCUUGCCCUUUGGGGUUUCCACGUUACCCUUCCACACUGGGCCUUGGCCUAGCUGGGUCCCGAAAUGCAUCUCUGCUUAGGUGCCAGUGUUCAUACUCAGGCAAUAGCUCAGUUACAGUAGUUGUCAUAACAACUUUCAGUGUAAAAAUUACAGCUCCAGUGAGAUGCCAGACAGGAGUUAGAGGGCUCCUGGCACGAUACCUGCUGAAGUCCGGUUCUGCAGGUGGCAAUAGCAGACUGUUAGUCGUGGGGAUUCUUGUGCAACUCGCAUCCCUUGUGAGGCUAGUGUGCGCAGCAUAGAUCAUGCUUAAUCACCCCACAUCCCUUCCAAAACGUACCACGCUCCCUGUGCCAACAUUCCUUCAGGGCAGGAGAGAGGUGAAAAUAAAGGGAUGAGGUGGCUUGCUAACCCCAAAGCCCAGCCCCACCCAGAGUUGUGCAGAGUCCAUGCCAUACUAUAAUAAUGCACUCUGCCACGCUGGGCAAUCCAGGGAAAGGGCAGCGCGCCCAUCCGCAAGCAGAUGCUGCAAAGCAAGGCCGACCUGCACUGGGUAGAGUUCGGCAGUGGGGAGAUGAGCAGGCUAGAAUUAGACCCCUCAUUCAGCUCCUUGAGGAGGCCAGAGGGACAGUUUUUUUAGAGCAAGAUUCAGGAGAGCUCUGUUUGAAAGAUGUCUGCACUUUAAGGGCAAUAUGGAGUCUGGCCAGGAACCAGCGGUGCGGAGUCCAAACUUGGAGUGACGGUUGUCUGAUGGCGGUGUCAGGCACUCUGUGCUCUCCACAGAGGGCUCCUCAGCACCCCAAGCUUCUAACCACAGGAGAGGGCUGUCUUAAAGCACCCUCAAAGGAGAGUCGAGAGGUGGGUCUGGAGCUGGCCCCUGGGUGGUAGGGUUGUAGUAGGAUGUAGCCCUGCUGCGAUCAGGAGCCAGCGAACACCUUAGAGAGGGCAGGAGGAAUAGCUCUGUCUGUGUUUUCCCCCAAAGCUGUGUGUCAUCAAUAUCUAAAUGAAACGUCCAGUGCUCUGUGGCUUGACACUGCACUGUCCCUGGGGAGUGCAAGGACUGAGCAGAAACCCCAUUGUACAUGGGGGACAAUGGAGCUGUGGGGGAUGGGAUGGGAGGCAUGAGUGCAAUGCUGGAAGAGGCUGAGCUCAUAAAAGCCUGGCUGGGCUGAUGCAUAUUAGGAGUCCAGCCUGCUUAGCGUUCUAGAAGCACCUCUCAUACAGCCACUGUAACCAUGCACUUUAGGAGCCUGAGCCAAAGUCAAUGGAAGGACUUGCAUUGACUCCAGUGGGCUUUGGAUCAGCCCCUCAUUUCCCUCACGCUGAAUAAAACUGUCUCUGCAUCGCUCGCGUGUGUGAAGCGCUUUGGGAUCACAUGGAGCGAAAGGUGGGAGACAGACGCAAUAUGGUGCAAGCGGCACCAGGACGCAGCACUCCCCUCACACCAGCAAGCAGCUUGUGUAACUCUGGCAUCAGGGUGCCCGUGACCCCCUCAGUGAGUCAUUCUAGAAAGGGUGUGUCCAGCAGUUGUGAGUAGGCUGCUGGAGAGUGGCCCUGCGACCAGCAAGAUGGCUGCCUGUUACUCACCAAUCCCCUCCUCUCUGGUGUGUGUGCGCGUAUCAGGCAUCCGCUGUUUGGGUUGAUUGUGUUUGAAAGCACUGCUAAAACAAAGUGCCAUGUCGCCUGUGAGCUCUGCAGGGAGCAACCUCCUGCCUUCGCUGUCCCCCCAUCCCCUCCUCCCCCAGCAGCCGAUCUCACAGGGGAGAGGAGCACAGCUAGCAAGGAAGACGAGUGGAUUGACUGCAGUGUAACAAAGUGCCAGGAAAUGCUGCUUUAUGCCAGGGAUCGUUUUGGGGGUGGGGGUGGGGCUGGGAGGGCUGACUCACUGUCUUGCACAAAUGACAGCCCAGCUUUUUGGAGUAUGAAUCUUUCAGUGUUUAACAAAAAAAACCCUCCAGUGACAUUAACCCAUGCUCCUGGGGAUGAGGUCCCAGCGAGCAGUGGGGUGUGGGCUCGCUUUGCAGGUAGCGCUACGCUCCUCCAUCGCUGGAACUGUUUGCCUGCGGAUUGGCCAUCAGUGCUGCUCUUGCGCAUUUGCUUGGGUCAGGACUGCUCCCAGCUUUCACCUUGUCCCCUAUAAACACCGACAACAGGACCCCUGCAGUCGGCAGAGGUGCACGUUGACCGUGUCAGCCACAGCUCUUGAACUGCCAUGGUAGUGCUGGCAGCUUCCUGACAGCAGCAGGAUGCCUGGGAGAGAGAGAGAGCUGCAGUGGGUGUAGCCAUGUCUGCUGUAUUGCAUGGUGCCAUCCAGGGAGGAGCACUGUGAUGCUGACUCCUGCUUCAAAGCACAGCGCUUGCAGAGCUGCGGAGAGGAUUCUGCAGACGGUGGCAGGACUUGCAGAAAAAGAAUAACACACUCCGUGGCCUAACCUCUGUGUGUCUGGGCUGAGCUCAUUCAACUCCCGUUAACCUCACCACUGCUGCAAGGUCAGCAGCUACUUCUGCUCCAUUGCCAUCAGCUCCAGGGCUAAGCAGAGCUCCCACAGCGGGAUUCAAACACUCCCCUCUGGAGGAAUAGGACCAUAUGACGAGCUUAUUGAAGACUUGGGAUCUGUUUGAGUAGCACACUCCUCCCAGGGCCUUUGUUAGAGGAGGGCAGCGCAGCGCAGAACGAGGGGUGCAUCGUGUGUUCCUAUCACAGCUAGCUGGGGCUGGGAAUCCACUCGUCGCUCCACAGAGAGGGUUUCUAAGCAGUAGCAUUUGGGGGUAACUGAAGAUUUGGGAACUCUCCUGAUCCCCCUCCCAUUUUAGCUGUUUUCCACUGAAAGCACUGAUAAUGUAGUAUCCUACAUAGGUUUUUAUACCACACUCCUCACCACAGUCUGUGGGCACCUUCCAGUUGGGCAUUAAGCAAUGUGACUACGCAUCUGUCCUGUGUUUGUUCUCUUAUCCUCGCCCCAGAGGGAGCAGCUAGUGCAGGGGAGUGUCUUGUUUUGGUAAGGGUGAUUUUAAUCUGAUUUUUAUUAAAUAAAUACACUAGUUGCAGAAUGGAGAUCAAAGAAACGCACCUUGCACUUCGAGCAGAAGGUGGUGAGGUUUGUGGUAGCCCUUAGUUCCUGGCCGGGGGAGUUCAUUGCACAGGCUCAGAUUGCCCCUGGAGAAAGAUCUGUCUCGUGCUUUACUCUUUUUUAUUGUUCCAUUGUGACAGAGGAGCAAAGUUGUCGACAAGGUCUUCAUCCCAGAGCUUAAAUGGUCUUUUAGAUAUCCUGGCACAGGCCGUCGAAUGCUUUGAGGAUAAGGACUGAGCCUUGAACUUGAGUGGAAAUGCUAGGGGAAGCCAGCAUAGAGAGUAGCGGACUGGUGCUCAUGGCAGGCUGUGGUGUUGAGAUGUGCUGCAGUGUUCUGUACUCAGAGUUUCAUGUACUGCAGGUUUCAUGCCCAGGUGUAUCUCAUUGCUGCAGGCCAGCUGAGCAGUGAUGAAGGUGUGAAUAACUGAGGCCAGGCCUGAUGGGAUGGUGUGUCCUAGCCAGCCAGAAAUGGUGGAAAGCAUUACAAUCAUUGUGACAUGCGAGCUUGUUGUCAGUGAGGAAUCCAGGAGUACUCAUAAGUCAAUGGACUGAAUUGAUCAAUUGUGGAUGUGAACUUCAGCCAAAGGAGACUCCACCACGGCUGCAAACUCUUCAAAAUACUUUCCCCCACCCUCCAGCAUCAUCUCUGUUUUGCUAGGGUUUAGCAUCAACCAGCUGUUCUUCAUCCACGAGGUGAUCUCAUCCAAGCAUUGAGUUGUCUUGGUGGUAGGCAUGUGGUCAUAUGUGGUGAAGGAUGGGUAGAGCUGUGUGUCAUCGGCAUAUUGCUGGCACUUGAGUCCAUGUCAUCUGACCUGUUCACCGAGCAGUUGGAUGUAGAUUUCAAAAGGGACCAGGGAGGGAAUUGAUCCUUGUGGAAACCCAAAGUGAGGAGUCUAGUGGUAGAGGUGCAGUUGCCUAUCACUGCUUUUUGGGUGUAUUUGUACAGGAAGGACUCAAACCAUUUUACCUCAUUAUCCUGGACUACUGUCCUCUCAGGCCGGACAGCAUAUUUCACAGUUAUCCAUGUCAAACACUGUAGAGAGGCCAAGGAGGAGGAGAAUGGCUGUCUGCCCUCUGCACACUGACAGCAGGAGAUCACCCAUCAGUGCCAUUAGGCCAGUUUCAUUUCUGUGUCCUAGCCUGAAUCCAUGUUAUACAAGGUUUAGAAUGUUAACUUCAGUUAGAUGAGCUUGUAGUUGGCUUUUUGCUAGCUUCUCUGUGAGCUCAGGAAUGGGAGGUUUGACAUUGGGCUAGGACUGAAUUAUCCAGGCUGGCGGCUUUUCUAGCUGCAAUUUAGCUUUCAGUGUCAUCCAGUCUUUUACUUUUAGCAUUCAUUUAUUUUACUUGUCUAGCUGCAAUUUUUUGUCCUUCUCCCCUCCAGUGGUGUUGUCACUAAGAUGGAGAGCUCUAAGAUGGGAUGCCAGAGAUACUCCAGCAGGAGAACAGGACUUUAUUUCCUCUUUUUAUGUCCCUUCCUACAGCCCUCUCCACUACACCUCUGAAUGCCAAGUCCUAGCGCCAGUCACUGGUUUGCUCAGGUCCUCUGGGAGAUGGGAAGUGAACACACAAUCCUUGAAGGUUUUAUAACUGUAUUUAUUAUCUUUAAAGAGCAGGGAAAUGGAUCCCAAGGCAAUAACCCAGAGAUGAGCAACUGUUAAAGCUCUCAGUGGUGGGCAGGACCAUCCCAUGAGCUAUGUGAUUGGGAGAUGAGAGAGCUCUGCUGGGGCCUUUUGAACUGUCCUCGCAGCUGCAUGUUCACUCCCUGUCUCCUUCUGACUGGCUUGCACACUCAAGUAGCUAGUCUCUAAGGGUGUGUCUACACUGCCAUUAACCCACAGCUGCCCUGUGCCAGCUGACUCAGGCUUAGGGGCUGUUUAAUUGCGGUGUAAAUGUCUGGGCUCAUGCUGGAGUCUGAGUUCUAGGAUCCUGUGAGCUCCCAGAGCAAGGGCUGCAGCUUGAGCCCGAAGGUCUACACUGCAAUUAAACAGGCCUGCAGCUGAGCCUCAGGAGCCCAAGUCGGCUGGCGCGGGUGUUGAAUGGCAGUGGGGAGACACCCUGAAAGGCUCAGCAGGCAGAUCAACAGCUGUGUGGUGAAGCAAUAACUUUGUAGUGGAUAAAUAAAGGUGUUCACAGCAUGUGCGCUGGCUAACCAAUUCUGCCACUUGCUUUGGCGCCACACCAAGCAGCCAUUCUUCACUCCUGUUUCAGGCUGUUGCUGAACCCGAUCCUGUUUUGUCGUCUGUCUGUUGCCAGUGUUAAACAGUGUGUGUAGUUAAGGACCCCUGCAAAUUGGCCAGGCACAGUAGUAGGUGGGGUUUGCCAUCCUCUGACACAUGAGGAAUCUUAGCUGCUCAUGGAGACAGGAUACUGGACUCUGAUCUAAUCUUGUCCCCCUGAGGAAGCUCUCUGUCCCGCUGUUACAAUCUGUGUUUUGUUUUGGGGGUGGAAGGAGAAUGUUUGCAAUCCACUGGUGAAAUGAGUGUCCCUGAACUGCCAUGACCCACUUCUUACCCUGAGAUGGGUCCUCUAACCAGCAGCUGCAAGGCAUUGCAGACAGAAGAGCAGCCUGGUUUCUGUCUAUCCCCAGGUAGAUCACAGUGAAAUCACUCAAACAGCCAUUUUGCCUGCCUCCGCCACCUGAGACUGGCCCUCUCCCACUGAAGUAUUAAUGUCAAUGAGUGCAGCAGCGGGCAGGCAGAGGGGCUGUAACCUCAGCCAAGGAGGAAAUGCCCUUUAGCAUGGACAGCAUGGUCAGGCUGAAGUGAAAGUGACAAGACUCGGGGUAGGAAUGGCCCAGUAGACAUCACAAUCCUGUAGCAUGGGAGAGGAUUCCAUUCACACACACCACACUCCCCCCUGGGAGGCUGGGGACAAAGGUUAGAGCCAUUCAUGGUCCUUGUGGACAAAGGAAGAGGAGUAGCCAGUGCAGAGCUAAUGAUGAUGUCAUGAAGCUUGUUUUGAGGAGCUGGGAUCUGUCCCUGGUCCGGUCACUUGUACAGUAUUUUUCUGAGUCAAACACCAUCUCAGUGUGAUUUUUACCCUUAGUCUUCACUCCAGCCUGCCCUAGGAGUGCGUGCUGAUGCAACACCACACCUGGGAACUCGAAGUAGUGAUGCAUCAAUGACUGGGGAAGGCAGCUGAAGUCAGUGCAGGCACAGCCCAGCCUUGUUGCUUCUAUUUUUGUAUUUGUUGUAAACCAGAAGUAUUUAUAUAGAUCCAGUGAAUGGUUCAAGUCCUUUUUUCUCCUCCUCAGUUGUAUAACUACAUCUGUUGGCCAGCGGGUGACAUCUGGGGAAUAGAAUGCUGUCUUGCUGUAGCCUAUGAACAUAUUUUAAAUAAAA
Messenger RNA from Chelonoidis abingdonii (Abingdon island giant tortoise), 8464 nucleotides. The record is from RefSeq and is a predicted model, not a curated record. NCBI's taxonomy places the organism in Eukaryota, Metazoa, Chordata, Testudines, Testudinidae.